Archocentrus centrarchus (flier cichlid) is the source of this 2335-nucleotide messenger RNA. RefSeq names its product zinc finger protein-like 1 (gene zfpl1). Lineage: Eukaryota; Metazoa; Chordata; Actinopteri; Cichliformes; Cichlidae. The record is from RefSeq and is a predicted model, not a curated record. Gene Ontology annotation, cellular component: Golgi apparatus. The coding region runs from base 276 to 1265 and encodes 329 amino acids. The transcript has 8 exons.
AUCAUUUUCAUGAGGCAAGCCUGUGCGCUCCGAUACAGCAGAUGGCAGCAUGCGCCAGCUGGUUGGUUACAAAAACACACGAAGAAGACAGAUAAGCGGAAGAGACGUGGCACAUAAACAGAAGGAGGAAGGAGGAAGGAACGAGCUUCACCGAUGACAACCUCUGGAGCCGCCUUCCAUGUGAAUUCAACAAGGAAGCUUAAAUGACAGGAGUACAACAUCACCUAAAACGAAAGGGACUCGAUUAAUGUCAGUCUGACAGAGCGCAGGUGGCCAUGGGUCUCUGCAAGUGUCCAAAAAGAAAAGUGACCAAUUUAUUCUGCUUCGAACACCGUGUAAAUGUGUGCGAGCAUUGCCUCGUCUCCAACCACAACAAGUGCAUCGUGCAGUCAUAUCUGCAGUGGCUUCAGGACAGUGAUUACAACCCCAACUGUACUCUUUGCAAUAUUCCGCUGACUACGCAGGACACUGUCAGACUGAUCUGCUAUGAUGUGUUUCACUGGUCAUGUCUUAAUAACUUGGCAUCUCGGCUGCCCCUCCAUACGGCUCCAGCGGGAUACCAGUGUCCCACCUGUCAGGGUCCAGUUUUCCCCCCUACCAACAUGGCCAGCCCAGUUGCUGAUGUGCUAAAAGAACAGCUGUCAUCUGUUAACUGGGCUAGAGCUGGUUUGGGGCUGCCACUGAUUGAAGAGCCUGUCGGGGUCCUUGAAGAGACUGCAGCUAACGAUGUCACUGACUAUACAGACUGGUCAACAUUUGAUGCACAAGAACAAAGCAACAUGUACCCCAGCCAUUCUUACGCCAGCAGCCUCAGCCCUCCAUCUAAUUACAUCUCACCUCCAGCACAGGGAGAAAUUGGAGGUCCUCAUAAAAAUGGGGAUCCAAAUAUGCAGGAACACUCUGUGAUCAACUUUACUACUGCCACUACCCGUGACACUAUUACAAUACACACAGCGUCAUCACCGAGAAAGGUAUAUGACACACGGGACGUCGGUCACAGCUCUGUCACACAGAUUGACUUUGAUGACGACAAAUACCGGCGGCGACCAGCGUUAAGUUGGUUUGCUCAGAUACUCAAAAACCGCACCGGUGGAAAGCGGACUUCUCUCUCCUGGAAACAGCGCGUCUUCAUGCUCCUGUUGGUCGGAGUUCUGGGAUUCUUUACGUUGAUAAUCAUCAUGGCUAAACUUGGACGUGCCUCGGCUGGCUCAGACCCAAAUUUAGAUCCUCUUCUUAACCCCAACAUCCGCGUGGGGAAAAACUGAUAACAAGCAAUGAUCCCAAUGUAUGCCUGUGUAGAAAUGAGCUGAAAUGGGACUCUCAGUAUAUGGUUAGAUCACCAGAGGGAGCUGUUUACCCACUGGGAAGAGGCUGUACUUUAGCGUGCAGGCAAUCCCUGACAUCUGUUACACAAGGCAGCAGAAACAUGCCAGGGCCUUUCACAGACCAUAUACAAAUACAUCUCUAACAUUCAGGAGCUUUCCUGGGAACCAAGCAAGGCUAUGCACAAGCUUCAAACAUGACCAAGGCUUGGUGUGGAUUUGGUAACUGUUGCUGUGAUUUCAAAAAAAGGGGCAGUAUUUAUAUAUUAUUCGUCAGUGAUCUUUAUAAUUCUUUUAUUUCUCAAGUUCAUUAGAAACUAAACUCUGUAGAUGUUGAAAGAACAUCUUGUGCUGGCAGAUGUCACAAUGUAAAAAACCAACUCGGCAGCAUUCACACAGAUGUAAACUGAAUCCGGUUUCAGAUUUGUCUGGGAGGGUUAUGGAUUUCUCCUUGAGGGAAAAUGUGGCCCUCAUAACUGGAGCUGUACCCCACACAUAAUACAACUAUUUAUAAGUGUCUGCAUUACUCUAAAAACUGAGUGCUUUGCUUUUAGAUUUGCCAUACAAAUUGUGUGUACAUUUUCCUGAUGUUUUUGACUGGCCAUUAAAUAGGAAUCUUCCAGAAAUGCAGUUUUUUUUUUUUUUUUUUAAAUGGUGACCAUUUUCUUCUGCUGUUCACAGCGAAAACUGUAAGUGAGUCAUGUUUGAAAUGUCAUUUGUAUCGUUUCAACAGGAAUAUGUUAUAUUGCACUUUCUGGUGUCAUAUAUCAAACAAAUUUGUUAUUUUAUUGCCCAGUUUUAAUGAAGCGGCUGCUGGCAGCAGACCAGUGAGUAAAUAAGAUCCCACAUAAGUGACAUUUCUGGAUGAUUUCUCGAGUCUUCAAAGAGUAAAAAAAACAAACUACUGUCACUGCUGCUGACAGCAAGUAACUCCAUCUUCCACAGUAUCUCACUGUAACAAAACACUACAUAUAGAGUACAGCUGACAUAAUAAAUGUUGACUUUUGAAGGUU